AUUGAAAAAAUAAUUUCUUUUAAAAAAAGGGGUCAGUAUGAACCAAGUGAUUGGGUUUCCACAGCAACCGCUAAUCACAUUUCAGCCACACAGAAUUCCUAUCCCUUCUACGAAGUUAGUUGAGUCAUCAUCGCCGAUGGAACAGUCGAAGCACGUGGUUGUCUGUGGCGGCGGAGUGAUAGGAGUGUGCACCGCUUAUUUCCUCGCGAAGAAGGGCGCCGCCGUCACACUCAUCGAGAUGUCCGACGUGGCAUGCGCCGCUUCCGGAAAAGCCGGCGGCUUCCUCGCCCUGGAUUGGUGCGACGGAGGGCCGUUGGAGGCGUUGGCUCGGGCGAGCUUCAAUCUCCACCGUUCACUCUCUCAAGAACUGAACGGUCCUCAAUCCUACGGUUACAGAGCUCUAACCACUCUGAGCCUCACGGUUUCGUAAUUCGAAGGCUCUGCUGCUAACUCCUCCACCUUGCCGUCUUGGGUGGAUGGACCAGCUCGUAGUGCCAGAACCAUUGGAACAUUUGAAACGACGGCGCAGGUCCACCCGCAGCUCUUCACUCGUACCCUCAUUGAUAGAGCCGUGGAGAAGCAUGGGGUGAAGCUCGUGAUUGCGUAGUUGGAACGGUUGAAUGUUGAAGAAGGGAGAGUUGGAUCGGUAGUUCUCGAAGGAGGGGAAGUUUUGGACGCUGAUGCUGUUGUUUUAGCAUUGGGCCCUUGGUCCAGUAAGUUAAGGUUGUUGUCAUCGUUUUUUAGAGUUUAUGGGCUUAAGGCCCAUAGUGUUGUUUUGGAGCCCAGAGAGCCCAGUGCCAUAACCCCACAUGCUUUGUUUCUGAGUUACUAUACGUCCAAACGAGGAACACCUCUGGACCCAGAAGUGUAUCCUCGGCCCACAGGGGAGGUGUAUGUGUGUGGGAUGUCGAAGGAGGAAGAGGUACCGAAUGAUCCUGAGGAGAUAAGGGGUAACCCUGAAUCGAUUGGGAUGCUGAAGAGAGUGGCUAAGACUGUGUCAAGCCAUCUUGGGGAAGGGGAAGGAGAGGCACGUGUGAAGGCAGAGCAAGCGUGCUUCUUGCCUUGUACAGAUGAUGGGGUGCCUGUAAUAGGAGAGGUUCCUGGGGUGAAGGGCUGUUAUGUGGCCACUGGGCACAAUUGUUGGGGUAUUCUCAAUGGUCCUGCCACUGGAGCUGCCUUGGCUGAGCUUGUAGUCGAUGGCCAUUCCACCAUUGUUGAUCUUAAGCGGUUUAGUCCUGCUAGAUUCGUUCGCCAUGGCAAGUAGCAUGACUGAAGACACUGUUGCAUGCUAUGUUCAAACAUUGUACAGAGGAGGAAUGAUUAAUUAAUUGGUAAUUUGAGCUGCAUUCUGUGAGUCGUCACUUUUUAAUGAGUCUCAAAUAAUUAUGGGAUCAGUAGACAAAAGUAUAGUAACUACUCGGCCAAGGUCAUUCGUGUAGUUGGAGUCCCAUUCAAAACACUCUUUUCCUGAUUUGCUGAGACCUGCAUUUGCGUCCCAUCAUUUUUAUGACCAAUUUUGUACGAUAAAAGUGCCCCCUUUACAAGUUUCAAAAACA
Molecule: messenger RNA, 1556 nt
Organism: Abrus precatorius (Indian licorice)
Lineage: Eukaryota; Viridiplantae; Streptophyta; Magnoliopsida; Fabales; Fabaceae
Product: putative oxidoreductase TDA3
Exons: 2
Cellular component (GO): cytoplasm
Molecular function (GO): oxidoreductase activity
Source: RefSeq, a predicted model, not a curated record